AGCGGAUUAACCCCGCUCCAUCUGGUGGCACAGGAAGGACAUGUUGGCAUUGCAGAUAUUUUGGUGAAUCAGGGGGCUUCAGUCUCGGCAGCCACGAGGAUGGGCUACACCCCCCUCCAUGUAGCGUGUCACUAUGGCAACAUCAAGAUGGUGAAGUUCCUCCUGCAGCAACAAGCCAAUGUCAACAGCAAAACAAAGCUGGGUUACACUCCUCUGCACCAGGCGGCGCAGCAGGGACACACGGACAUUGUGACGCUGCUGCUGAAGCACGCCGCUCUGCCCAACGAGACCACGACCAAUGGGACGUCAGCGCUGGCCAUCGCUAAGAGGUUGGGCUACAUCUCUGUCAUCGAUGUCCUAAAGCUCGUCACAGAGGAGACGGUUUCCAUGACGACCACAGAGAAACAUCGCAUGAGCUUCCCAGAAACAGUGGACGAGAUACUGGACGUGUCAGAGGAUGAAGGAGAGGAGCUCUUGGGGACCGAAGGGGCCAGGUACAUGAAGAUGGAUGACAUGAAAGACCAUGAUGACGAUUUCCUCUCUCCCAAGAAAUCACUGGAGUACGAGAGAGGGCUGGGCUCAGCGAAUUACUCCCCAGCCAUUCCCAGGAUCCCCCGGGUCUCUCCGGAGACCGUUAUCCUGAAAGAACACGAGAUGGAUCUGCAACACACUCCUCUUCCACUGCCCAAAGAAUACGACGAUGACUCCCUGAUUCCCAGCAGCCCAGCGACUGAGACGUCAGACAACGUCAGCCCAGUCGCUAGUCCCAUACACACGGGUUUCCUGGUCAGUUUUAUGGUAGAUGCUCGUGGCGGCUCAAUGCGAGGCAGCAGGCAUAACGGUCUGCGUGUGAUCAUCCCCCCGCGGACCUGUGCCGCACCGACCCGCAUCACCUGCCGCCUGGUGAAGCCGCAGAAGCUGACCAGCCCCCCUCCGCUGGUGGAGGGAGAGGGGCUGGCCAGCCGGAUCAUCUCCCUGGGGCCCGCCGGGAUGCAGUUCCUGGGACCUGUGAUAGUGGAGAUCCCUCACUUUGCUGCUCUGGGUCGGGGUGACCGGGAGCUCGUGGUGCUGAGGAGUGAGAACGGCAAUGUCUGGAAAGAACAUCGUAAUCGCUACGGUGACGAGGUGCUAGAAACAAUCCUCAAUGGGAUGGAUGAGGAACUAGAAAGUCAGGAGGAGCUCGGGAAGAAGCGGAUCCGUCGCAUCAUCUCCACCGACUUCCCGCUCUACUUUGCUGUUGUGUCACGAGUCCAGCAAGAGAGCGACCUGAUUGGACCAGAGGGAGGUCAGCUGACAAGCAAACUGGUGCCAUUGGUGCAGGCCACGUUUCCUGAGACGGCCGUCACCAAACGAGUGCGCCUGGGUCUGCAGGUGAGAUGGGACGAUGAGGAGAAGGAAGGAGAAGAAAGGCAGAAUCGUUAAUGCCUGUGUUGCCUGAAAGAAUAAAGCAUGUUACUUUGAUGGAAUGACCUGAUCAUAUCAGCCUCUGUGCCAAGUUUUCCUGAUUUCAUUUUUUCUUUGGUUUGUUUAUUCUGCUUUUUGCAUUUUUAGAGGACCUUUUUACAUUUCCAGUGCAUGCACUUGGCACCUUUUAUAUAACUGUGGACUGCUCGUUUAGUGCUGAUAUGAUAUUCUUUGUUUUUUCCUUGAUGUCUCUCUCACUAAUAUAUUUAUUUCAUUGACAAAGCCCUGUAUUUACUAUAUUUCACACAUUCAUUUGAGAUACCUUGUUACAGUUAGUCGAACAUUACUUGAUGGAAAAGCAAAAUGCAUGUUUGUAUGACUGUAUACUUACUGUGUAGAGGUUUUUUUGUCAUAAAUGUCUCGAAAAUGUGUUAAAAGGUCCUUAUAGAAUGAAGUGUUGUCCCUCGUAAAAAGGGACCCUUUAAUCUUAGUUAAAUAACUGUUGGUUGAAGCUUUAUGACCCUUUUGAGAGAAUGGAUACACUUUUUAGGUCUUGACAUUUUCUAUAAAAUAUUCACCAAAAGAAGAUAAAUAUUUUAUUAGCACACUGCACCAACUCAAUUAUACAAUAGGAAACCACUCUCUUUACACAAUGACCCACUUAAGGUUUAACCCUCACCACCUGAUGUCCUGACAUCCUGUUUCAAAAUAAAACAUCAAGUUGCUCUAAAAUCCAUAACAAGUCAUAUUGGAAUGAGAUUUAAUAAUGGGGCGAAAUUGCAGAUUACAACAAUUCAGGCAUCAAUCAUAAAAUAAUUGUCACAUUGAACCUUUUUUUUCAAAUUUCUUCAAAAAAAGGUUUUUAAAGGUUUCUGAGCAAAAAGUCCUUUCAAGAUUUUUUUAUAAUAUUUUUAUGAAUGUUCACAAUUUUUUCAUAUUUGCUGACAUGAUAUCAAGGCUUUAUUGGCCUUUGUUUUUCAGUGUGAAGAUAUUUUUUCCAGUUCAAUACUAUGAUUGCAUUAAUAUUUGUUUUUAACAAAAACAUAAUUAAAAAUAUUUAGAAUUUAUAUAACAUUUUUGGAAUAUAUAGGUCAGAAAUGCAUUCAUUAGAUGGAAUUGUGUAAAUCUAAUAUCAGAAUCUGUACCAAAAUGUAGUAGAUGUCUAUGAAUGGACCUUCAGCUGCUGUCCUUUAGACACAGGAAUGAAUUUAUGACAAGCUAAAUAUGUAUUGUAAA
Notothenia coriiceps (black rockcod) is the source of this 2640-nucleotide messenger RNA. Its product is annotated as ankyrin-1-like. The coding region runs from base 100 to 1422 and encodes 440 amino acids. NCBI's taxonomy places the organism in Eukaryota, Metazoa, Chordata, Actinopteri, Perciformes, Nototheniidae. The record is from RefSeq and is a predicted model, not a curated record. The transcript has 11 exons. Gene Ontology annotation, molecular function: protein binding.